UGUUAAAGAAAAAAAAGACGAAAAGCCAAGAAAGCACAUAAACCCUCGUCGGGAAAAAAAUGGCGGCACAGCAAUCUGUCCACGCAGAGAUCAUCGACCUCGCCGGAGACAACAACGACGGCGAUGACGCCGACAGCGCCGACUUCCUCUUCUCUAUGACCCCUCUCUCCGUCAGAGGCUCCACCAAGCGAGACGCCAUCUCCGUGGAGCACUACGCCGACGAUCGCGACCUCCAACUCGCGAUCCUUGCUUCUCUCCCCAAAAUCAAGCGAUCCAAACCCCAGCGAGAUCUUAAUUUCGUCAUCGAUCUCGAACGGGAUGACAUUGGCAGCGGAUACGACGACGACGACGAUCUCAGAGUCCUUUACUUCACUCCGACCCGUAAAACCCUAGAAACAGGGCAGUCUUCCCGAUCGCCACCACAACCGCAAUCGCAGUCUCAAUCAUUGUUCGUGUGCGACAUCUGCGUGGAGUCGAGACCCGGAAACGAAUCGUUUCGAAUAAAAGGAUGCUCUCACUCCUACUGCGACGAUUGCAUCUCCAAAUACGUAGCGUCGAAGCUUCAGAACAACAUCCUCACCGUCUCUUGCCCUGUCUCCGGCUGCUCCGGAAACUUAGAGCCCGAGCUUUGCCGCCGGAUUCUUCCCAAAGAGGUGUUUGAUCGAUGGGGAGACGCGCUAUGCGAGGCCGUGAUUCUGGGUUCCAAGAGAUUCUACUGCCCUUACAAAGACUGUUCCGCGUUGCUCGUUGUGGACAACGACAACGGGGUUGUCAGAGAAUCUGAGUGUCCGCACUGCAACAGGUUGGUCUGCGUUGCUUGUGGGGUGAAGUGGCAUUCGGAGAUUACGUGUGAGGAAUUCCAGGAACUGGGUGAGGAUGAGAGAGAAAGAGAGGAUGUGAUGUUGAAGAAGCUUGCAGAGAAGAACAAGUGGAAAAGAUGUCCAAAGUGCAAGUUCUACAUUGAGAAAUCUCAGGGAUGCUUGUACAUGAUGUGCAGGUGUGGAUUGGCUUUCUGCUACAAUUGUGGAUCACCUUCGCAAGACAAUUCUCACUACUGUCACAAGUGUAAGCAUUGAUAUCAACAAUAGGGCUCAUACGAGCAAACCCUUCUUCUCGGAGGCAUUUUCUUUUUUCGUUUUAGCAGGAAAACCAAAGGAUGGUCUCAACAGAUCUUUUGGGUAAUCGCAAGUUAGAAUGCAAGUUCAUAUGGUUUUGUCUUUAAAUCAAAUGCUUUAGGACAGGAUACAGAUUUCUGAGUUCAAAAGAUUUUGAACCUCUUGGACCAUAUACAUAAUCUUUUUUUUUUUCA
Molecule: messenger RNA, 1309 nt
Organism: Tarenaya hassleriana
Lineage: Eukaryota; Viridiplantae; Streptophyta; Magnoliopsida; Brassicales; Cleomaceae
Product: probable E3 ubiquitin-protein ligase RNF144A-B
Exons: 2
Coding region: 60-1076 (338 amino acids)
Biological process (GO): protein polyubiquitination; ubiquitin-dependent protein catabolic process; positive regulation of proteasomal ubiquitin-dependent protein catabolic process
Cellular component (GO): cytoplasm; ubiquitin ligase complex
Molecular function (GO): ubiquitin conjugating enzyme binding; zinc ion binding; ubiquitin protein ligase activity
Source: RefSeq, a predicted model, not a curated record